UUGCUUUUUUGGAGCUGAGUCGACUUCACAGAAGCCAUCUGCCGCCAAUGUGGAGGUCUCCUUGGUCAUGUUUAAUGCACAUGGUUCUUACAGUGCUUGCCUGGUUCAGCGCAGUGGCUGGACAAGAGACAUGGAUAUCUUUUUCCAGUGGCUUUCGGCUAUACCUUUUUCAGGAGGUGGUUUCAGUGAUGCCGCAGUUGCAGAAGGACUUGGUGAAGCAUUGAUGAUGUUUUCUUCUCCAAAUGGAAACCAAAGUCAACAAAACAUGGAAGGGAAAAAACAUUGCCUACUUAUUUCUGCCAGCAAUCCUUAUCCGUUGCCUACACCAGUUUAUCGACCACAGAUGCAGAAACUGGAGCAGAACGAAAAUACUGAAACACAAACAGAUAGUCGACUAUCUGAUGCUGAGACAGUUGCGAAGGCAUUCCCUCAGUGCUCUGUUUCCCUGUCAGUUAUAUGCCCAAAACAGCUUUCAAAACUAAGAGCAGUAUAUAAUGCGGGAAAACGCAAUCCACGAGCAGCUGACCCGCCAAUUGAUACAGCUAAGAAUCCAAACUUUCUUGUUUUGAUUUCUGAAAAUUUCAUCGAGGCUCGUGCUGCUUUUAGUCGCCCUGGAAUGACCAAUUUGACGUCAAACCAAAGCCCUGUCAAAAUGGAUGUGUCUUCUAUUCCACCAGUUUCUGUGCCACCAUCAAUUUCUAAUUCAGCAGCAAAUGGAUCUGUUAUGAGCCGACAACCAAUUUCUGCUGGAAAUAUUCCUCCUGCAACUGUAAAAAUUGAGCCCACCACCGUGACCUCCAUGAAUGGGCCUGCAUUUUCACAUAUUCCAUCUGUUCGUCCUGCUCUUCAACCUGUUCCAAGCUUGCAAACUUCUUCUCCUCUUUCUGUUUCUCAGGAGAUGGCAUCACAUAAUGAGAAUGUUCAGGAGAUGAAACCCGUAGUCAGUGGCAUGACACAGUCCUUACGUCCAGUUGCUGCAGCCGCAGCAAAUGUCAGAAUCCUGAACGAUGUUGCUCAAGCACGCCAAGCAAUAGCUGGGGCAACUUCUAUAGGCCUGCAAUCUAUGGGUGGCACCCCUAUGCUUUCAAGUAUGAUAUCUAGUGGAAUGGCAUCUUCCGUCCCUUCUGCCCAAACUGUAUUUUCAUCUGGGCAAUCAGGUGUCACAACAGUAAGUGGGUCAGUUCCAUUAGCAGGCAGUGGGCAGAAUACGCAAAAUUCAGCUCCUGCUUCAUUCACUUCGAGUGCUCCCAGUAUGUCUGGGAAUCCAAACAUUAGCAUUUCACAGACUUUGAGUGGCGUUAGUAUGGCUGGUCAAACAGUUCCUGGAAUGUGCCAAGGUAAUCUACCAGGCACACAAAUGAUGCCAAGUGGGACAGGGAUGAACCAGAAUAUGCUGACUGGGUUGGGUGCAACUGGUAUGCCUUCCGGAACCGGCACAAUGAUGCCUACUCCAGGGAUCUCUCAACAAGGACAGCCAGGCAUGCAACCUGUUGGUAAUAGCACAGGAGCUAACAUGCCUCUAUCUCAGCAGCAAACACCUGCUGCAUUGCCAUCAGCUCAAUCAAAAUAUGUAAAGGUUUGGGAGGGGAACUUAUCUGGUCAGAGACAGGGCCAACCUGUAUUUAUUACCAGAUUAGAG
This is a messenger RNA of Nicotiana tabacum (common tobacco), 1639 nucleotides long. The record is from RefSeq and is a predicted model, not a curated record. NCBI's taxonomy places the organism in Eukaryota, Viridiplantae, Streptophyta, Magnoliopsida, Solanales, Solanaceae.